CUAAGAACGCUGGUAGGGGCAGCGCGCAUGCGCGGCCGGAAAGCGGGGAGGGAGGAAGCGAGUGCGUUUUCCUCUUAGGCGGCGCCAUUUUGUGCUCAAAGCCGCUACAGCCCCUGGCGGUGUGGGGAGUAGGUGGCGGAGACGGGAGACCCGGGAUGGCGGAGACUUUGGCAGGGUCCGGCGACUCGGGUUCUGGCACGGCCGCUGUCGGUCCGGGCGCCUCUGAGGCCGGGACGCGGCGACUCAGCGACCUGCGGGUGAUCGACCUGCGGGCGGAGCUGAAGAAGCGGAACCUAGACACCGGCGGCAACAAGAGCGUUCUGAUGGAGCGACUCAAGAAGGCGGUUAAGGAAGAAGGGCAAGAUCCUGAUGAAAUUGGCAUCACAUUGGAAGCCACAAGCAAGAAGACAACAAAGAGAUGUGUUAAAGGACAGAAGAUGGAGGAAGAUGGCACAGAAGACAAUGGCCUGGAAGAGGAUUCCAGAGAUGGGCAGGAAGAUGUGGAAGCAGGUUUGGAGAGUUUGCAGAAUGUUGAUAUGAUGGACGUUAGUGUGUUAGAAGAAGCUGAAGUUGAGAACAGCAGUGCUCCAGACUUUGGGGACAACGGCACGGACAGCAUCCUCGAUUCCCUUUGUGACAGCAAAGAAUAUGUGGCUGCACAACUGAGGGAACUCCCGGCUCAGCUUACGGAACCUGCUGUGGACGGGGAAGGCUUCGAGGACACUUUGGAUGCUUCAUCGUUGGACUUCAAAGUAGCUUCGGAUAUUGAAGAACCGCUAUUGGAGCCAGAAAAUGAGAAAAUACUCGACAUUUUGGGGGAAACUUGUAAAUCUGAGCCAGUAAAAGAAGAAGGUUCCGAGCUGGAGCAGCCAUUUGCACAGGAUACAAGUAGCGUGGGGCCAGACAGAAAGCUUGCGGAGGAAGAGGACCUUUUUGGCAGCGGCCAUCCGGAGGAGGGUGAUUUAGAUUUGGCCAGCGAGUCAACGGCACAAGCUCAGUGGAGCAAGGCAGACACCCUGUUAGCGGUAGUGAAAAGGGAGCCCGUGGAGCAGACAGGCGGUGACGAGAGGACGGACUGUGAGCCUGUAGGGCUAGAGGAGCCAGUUGAGCAGAGUAGUAAAGCGUCAGAGCGCGCAGAAGCCUCUAGCGAGGAGGUCACGGAAGCGCCCCUGGAAGCCUCAAGCCCAGACCCCAGAGAUAGCAAAGAAGACGUGAAGAAGUUUGCUUUUGAAGCUUGUAAUGAAGUCCCUCCGGCUCCUAAAGAGUCCUCAGCCAGUGAGGGCGCUGAUCAGAAAAUGAGCUCUUUUAAGGAAGAAAAAGAUAUAAAGCCAAUCAUUAAAGAUGAAAAAGGUCGGACCAGCAGCAGCUCUGGGAGGAACCUCUGGGUCAGUGGACUGUCUUCCACAACCCGAGCAACAGACCUGAAGAACCUUUUCAGCAAGUAUGGGAAGGUUGUUGGGGCCAAAGUGGUGACCAAUGCCCGCAGUCCUGGGGCUCGGUGCUACGGUUUUGUCACCAUGUCGACAUCCGAUGAGGCUACAAAGUGUAUCAGCCAUCUCCACAGAACUGAGCUUCAUGGAAGAAUGAUCUCCGUAGAGAAGGCCAAAAACGAGCCUGCUGGGAAAAAGCUGUCUGACAGAAAAGAGUGUGAAGUGAAGAAGGAAAAAGUAUCAAGUAUUGACAGACAUCAUUCAGUGGAGAUCAAAAUUGAAAAAACCGUAAUUAAGAAGGAAGAGAAGAUCGAGAAAAAGGAGGAAAAAAAGCCUGAAGACAUUAAAAAGGAAGAAAAAGAUGAAGAUGAACUAAAACCAGGAACCACAAAUCGGUCCAGAGCCACCAAAUCAGGAAGCAGAGGAAUGGAACGGACAGUCAUAAUGGAUAAAUCGAAAGGAGAGCCUGUCAUUAGUGUGAAAACCACAAGCAGGUCAAAAGAGAGAAGCUCCAAGAGUCAGGAUCGCAAAUCAGAAAGCAAAGAGAAGAGAGACAUCUUGUCAUUUGACAAAAUCAAAGAGCAGAGGGAGCGAGAGCGCCAGCGGCAGUGGGAGCGGGAAAUCCGAGAGUCAGAGAGGCGGCGAGAGCGGGAGCAGCGGGAGCGGGAGCAGCGCCUGGAGGCCUGGAAGGAGAAGGCGCGGCUACACCGAGAACGCUUGGAUCUCGAGUGCCAGCGGCACCUCCUGGAGCGCGAGCGCAUGGAGCGCGAGCGGCUAGAGCGCGAGCGCAUGCGCGUGGAGCGUGAGCGCAGGAAGGAGCAGGAGCGCAUCCACCGCGAGAGGGAGGAGCUGCGCCGCCAGCACCAGCAGCUGCGCUAUGAGCAGGAGCGGCGGCAGGGCCUCCGGAGGCCCCACAGCGACGGCCGGCGAGAUGAUGUCUAUUGGCCAGAAGGAAAACGUGUGGCCAUGGAGGACAGGUACCGCCCGGACUUCCCUCGGUAUGACCACCGCUUCCACGACUUUGACCAUCGUGACCGGGGCCAGUACCAGGACCACGUGGUUGACAGGAGGGAAGGUUCAAGAUCAGUGAUGGGAGAGCGAGAUGGGCAGCACUACUCAGACGACCGCCAUGGCCACGGAGGACCACCAGAGCGCCACGGCCGGGACUCCCGAGAUGGCUGGGGGGGCUAUGGCUCCGACAAGAGGAUGAGCGAGAGCCGGGGACUGCCACCUCCACCCAGGGGUGGACGUGACUGGACGGAGCAUAGUCAGAGGCUAGAAGAGCACCAGGAUCGCGCCUGGCCGGGCAUGGUGGACACAGGCACGGCGGGUCGGGAACACGCGAGGUGGCAAGGUGGUGAGAGGGUCCUGUCUGGGCCCUCCGGACCAGGGCACAUGGCCAAUCGGGGUGGAAUGUCAGGGCGAGGCAGCUUUGCACAAGGUGGGCAUUCCCAGGGCCACGUGGUGCCUGGUGGAGGACUGGAAGGUGGAGGACUGGCCGGCCAGGACCGGGGCAGCAGAGUCCCACCCCCCCACCNCACCCCCACUUCACCCGCCGCUACUGAACGCCACUCCCUCCGCUUGUUCAGGAAGAGAAGAACGAUCAUCAAUGACUUAUGGCAGAUGCAAAAGCAACACCAAGAGCCGGCUUCACGCUCAGGAGAGAACACUGCAACUCCUCCUCAUGGUUUCGGGUGCCCUACACGAUCAGAGAAACUUCUCUAGUAACGAACUAUAGAAAUGAUCCCUGAAAGUAUAGUCUUCCAAGCCAACUCUUAACCAACGCGGCCACUUGGCCGGCCCCUGCAUUAGCAAUGUUUAAAGCAGGAGGCCCCGGUUCAGCCCCUUAAAUGCUGCACACUGUGGGGUUAAGUGCCGGGAGCCGCUGUUGCCACCUCGCCGCAUCUUCCUGUCCCGCAGUCUUCCCACCCUGUGCCAACCAGCGGUGAAGCAGCCGGGGCGCCCCACAUACCCAGCCACAGAAACCUCGAGUUAGGCCCCAUGGGGAGGCUCAUGAAAGGCGCUGAAGCUUCUCCUGUGUAGAUGCCGCCGGCCCGGCGGACCACAUAUUUACACACGCGGCUGAAAUGAGGCCCAGCAGGAUAGAUAGAUUUCACACAUGACCCAGAAAAGAUCUCUUCACCCCCUGUCUCUGGGAAAAUAGGGCACAGAGAGGGAAGAUGCCCACUUGACCAAGUGCCCCCCACACACACACCUAGCAAGGCAAGAUCAGAGACCUAAGCUCAAGAGCACGCCUCUGAGCCUUUUCUAGCUUAUUCAUUUAGCAAAGCCUUUCUUGGGCAUUUCCUGUGUGCAGGGACACAGCCAUGACCAUAACCAUUACCAUAACCAAGCUCUGGAGCUCAAUGGAUGGUUUCAAGGAGGGGGUAGGGUAAGGCUGGCUUCCUGGAGGAGAUAACUGGAAGGGCAUUCUGGCAGAGGGAACAGGAUAUGCAGUAGCCUCAGGAAGGAAAGGGUGUGGCACCUCAGAGGAACUGAGCAAGUGGGAACAAGGGAGAUUGGAGUCAGUGUGGCCUCGGGUCCAGGCUGUUUGGAUCAGGCCACCAGCACACAGGUGAUGAGGUGCUAUGGUGAGUUUUCCAUUGAGAAGAUCCCCACCCUCCUAUCAGGGUGCAAGUGUGACUCAUUCAUAUUCUCUCUCUCUCUCUCUCUCUCUCUCUCUCUCUCUCUCUCUCUCUCUCUCUCUCUCUCUCUUUCUCUCUCUUUCUCUCUCUUUCUCUCGUCUGUAUCUGGGGCCUUCCUUGCUUGGGAGUCCAAAUCCUCACUGUCCCCACCUCUACCCUGCAAUGCAUCUAGUACUUCCCACCUUCAGGAAGUCAACAGCAGCCAGCCCUGGGGAAGGGGUGAGCCAAGGUGGACUCGUGGGCCAGGCUCUGUUUGGACAAAGGCACAGCAUGGGGACCACAUGCUCCUCCAGGCAUGAGGCCCUUUCCCCAAAGACCAGAACUCGGGUAGGAGUGGCCCACAGGCAAAGCUGAUGAGGUUGGUCAUCACGCCCCACCCAGACUGAGUCAUAGUGACAGCCCGUGGGGUGGCAGGAAGUGCCAGGCUGAUGCCAUUGGAACAGGACACAGAGGAUGCAGCUAAUAAGAGGGGUGCACAGGGAGGGGUCUUUGGAGGUCUUUGAGGUGCCUGGCUCAGUUGUGGAAGAGACCUUGGGCUCCGGAGGUGGGGGAGAGCGAGGGAGGAAAAGGGAAAGAAAGACGGAGAGACACAGAAGAGAGCUGUAAAGAAAGAGAUGGACACGGAAAGAAAAAGAAGAGACUGAGACACAGAAAUAGACACACAGGGAACCAGAGGUUUUGAGCUGCUCGGCUGCCAUGCCCCCUGUCCCCUGUGCCCACCAGGUGGUGCCCAAGAGCUGCGCUCCUGCUGCCCAAGUCCCUUUCUCUGGACCUCCGGUUCCCCCAUUGGUCCACCACCGUCUUAGCAGGAGGCCCUGGGCCCCAGGGAGGAGGGACAGAGGUGCAAGUUAGAGCUGGGAAAGCCACCCUAACCUGGUCGCCCAGGUCAAAGCCCUGGGUUGUGUGUGCAAGUCUCAUGUGCACAUCUGCGCUUGUCUUGGGCUGUGUUUACAUUGGUCUGGGGGUAUGUGUAUCCGUUUUGAAGUGGGUGUGUCUACAUUUGUCCUGGGGUGUAUGUUCACUUGUGUCCUUGUGUGUGUCAUGCCUCCACGCCCCCAGAAACCUGCCACUACCCUUUCAUCUUCCCUGGCAGCUCUACAUUGAGUCAUCCAAGGAAUUCAAGAACCGAAACAUUCACAGAGUACUUACUGGUACCCAGAGUCAUCAUGGAACUGCUGAGGAAAUGCUCCCUUGGAGAGACAAGAACAGGUGUUCACAGAGCUGACAGAGCAAAAUUUAACCUAAACCUGAGCACCUACUGUGUGUCAGGCCCUAGCUAGGGGGCUGCUUUCAUGCUGUGGACUCAGUUUCUACAUCUGUAAAAUGGACCCGAUAUUAGCACCUACCUCAUAGCUUUGCUGUUAAAUGAUUAAAAGUGUUUUAUAAAGCUCUUCAAACACUG
Hipposideros armiger (great roundleaf bat) is the source of this 5477-nucleotide messenger RNA. It is a transcript of the gene SAFB2, whose product is annotated as scaffold attachment factor B2. Gene Ontology annotation, molecular function: RNA binding; sequence-specific DNA binding. Bases 156 to 3155 code for a protein of 999 amino acids. Lineage: Eukaryota; Metazoa; Chordata; Mammalia; Chiroptera; Hipposideridae. The record is from RefSeq and is a predicted model, not a curated record. Gene Ontology annotation, cellular component: nucleus. Gene Ontology annotation, biological process: regulation of transcription by RNA polymerase II; regulation of androgen receptor signaling pathway; regulation of mRNA processing. The transcript has 22 exons.